GACUCUCGCGGCAGGUGCACCAACCUAAGUGCCACUCCGCUUACCUGCGUCCUGUGCCUACCGAGGCAGAGUAGUGUGUCCGGUGCUCUCAGCUUCUCUUUCCUCUUUCUUCUCCCCUCCUUUCUUUCCCUCUCUCUCUCUCUCUCUCUCUCUCUCUUUCAGUCCAUCCCUACCUGUCUUCGUUCGUUGAGCUGUCCUCAAGCCCUCCUUCCUUUCCUCCCCUUCUCCCUCUCUUUCUCUCUGUCUCUCUCUCUCUCUCUCUCUGUCUUUUUCUCUCUCCCUCUCACUCUUUCUCUCGGCAUCUUCUGUUUCUCUUUUUCUCUUUCUCUCUAUAUUUCCUCGCCUCUUACCGUCCAUCCCCUUCGCCGUCUUACGCAGCAGCAGCAGUGCCGUGUGGUAGUGUCGUGUCAACCCGCGGUACAUCAACGAUCGCCCGGGAUACGAGGAAAGGAUCAUCGAUCCUCGACGGAGGACGGUCACGCGAGAUAUCGCCGGGUCAGCACCUUUCGAGAGAGGAGAGUGUCGUGUUAUAUAUACUUAUAUAUAUACAUAUAUAUAUAUAUAUAUAAUAUAUAUAUAUAUAUCUCUCUCUUUCUCCUUUUUUUUCUUUCUACCUUCUUCCCUCUCUCUUUUCCUUUUCUCUCUUCCUUUUUUUCUUUUUUUUCUUUCCUUCUUUCUCUCUUUCAUUCUUUCUUUCGUACGCGUGUCACACCCGGUCUCGAGGAAAGUCGGACUCUGACUUUUCGAAGGAAUAGCCAGGAUUCACGCGAAGACACAUGCGGGAUUCGAGAUCAGUUCGUGUCAUUAAAGGGGAAUGAAUCGUGGAUCGUGUUUAGUAGAAUGAUGCGUGAUCCUCUUGAGAUAUAAUAGAUCGCGAGAAAAAUUAGUGGAGUAAGAGAAAAACGGAGAAGAAAGAAGAGAGACGAGAACAGUUAACGAAGACAAUUAACGGGUACAGUGAAGUUGUCAAACGUCAUCCGGUGUAUUUUUAUUUCUCUCUCUCUCUCCCUCUCUCUCUCUCUCUCUCUCUCUUUCUCUCUCUGUAUUUCUUUCUAUCUAUCGUUCAGUGUCUAUCAUUGACAUUUCCGUGACAUUUUAAACAGUGUGCGCGUGUUUCGAGACGAGCGAGCGUAACCCGCGGUCGCGCUUGCGCGAGAAAUCGUUCGCUCGUUUGUCGCAUCGAAUCCUUUGAAAAGAAAUAAUCGUAGGAGUGAGUGAGAGAGAGAGAGAGAGAGAGAGAGAGAUAGAGAAAGAGAGAGAGAGAGAGAGGAGUUAAGGAAGAGUUAAUUGGAAGAAAUUAAUCGUAUAUAGGAAAAGUGGAAAGAGAGAAGCGGGAGGGAGAGAGGAGAGGAGAGAACAAGAGAAGAAGGACAAAAAAAAGAAGAAAAAGAAGAAGAAGAAGAAAGACAAAGCCAUAGAGAGAGUUGGUGGGAUAUUAUUCGAUGACGCGAAUUCCGUGCCUUAUCGGCUUCACGGCUGACGCCGACGGCUUAUCGCCGGCGUUAUCUGGCUCACCGCUGCUCUCUCGGAACCCUUGCGUGUCCUCGAGCAGAGAACUUUAAGCGUUUUCGUUGACGGCUGGGUUGCUUUACGGGAUCGUCCGAACAAAGUUUCUCUCUUCUUUUCACUCUCUCUCCCUGUUCCUUCCUCAACGAUACAUUACAUUUUUCCCUUUUAUAAUAAAUUUUGAUGUAUCUACUCGUGAGUGUGUUUUCGUACGUUCCUUGAGCGAAAGAAUGAGGAUACAGCAAUAAUUCUUGAAAGAAAAAGAAAAAAAAAACAGAAUAAGAAAAGAAAGAAAGAAAGAAAGAAAAAGAAGUGAGGAAGAAAGGCAUAGAAAAAAGAAGAGAAAGAAUAGAAAAGCGCGGACGAUGCAACUUGAACGACGCGCUCGAACGAUCGUAUUCUGACGUUCAACAGGUGUGUUCGCCUGUGAGGUGACUCGCGAGCGUGCGACAACAAACGAGUGUCGUCGUCGUGUAACCAUCACGUAGCCUCGCGUUUUUCGCUGGAAGGCAUAACGAAAGAGAGGAGGAAGGGCCGAGAAGGCUCGAGUAUCGCCGUGAAUAUUCUCGAGGUCGAGUCUCGUCGAACGGAUUGGAGAUGUCCGCGGGUUGUUGAGAGAAUGAGGGAGCUGGACACCGAGAGUCCUGUCGUCUGGCCGGCUUGGUGUUACACUGGUGAAGCGUCUGGUGAAAACGCGUCCACGGGUACUGGAUCUCGUGGUGGCGAUCGUGGAGAAGCAGCGGAUUUAGGAACGCACACAGAAGAGAACGAGGAGACCACCCUGGCCGCGAACACAGCGGUCGACGGCAGGGGCGGAAGCCCCCAGGACGCCCACCUCUCGGGUUCGGCUACUAGCAGGCCUUCAAGAGGCAGAAGACGUCAAAAUCAGAAUGGUCUCGAUACCGCUCAAGUUAAAACAGAACGACUAACACCUGACAAUAACUCGACCUCGUCGAGAAGCGUAACGCCAUCGUCGUCGAGUCAUCCAGGCACGCCACCAAAUGCGACAUCCCUCGGUGGACCCGAGGGGCCACCACCACCGCCGCAUCAUCUCAAGCACAUGGAACAGAUGAUGGGACGUAAUUGCAGUGAUUUUAUGAGAAGCCUUGCCGCAAAAUACAACAACGCCAAUCCUAACGAUUACUUCAGUACCCUAAGAAACGGUUAUCCUCCUGGUUUGGAUCCAAGGUUUCCUGCGUUUAAGACCGCAGCCACACCGUUCGUAGGUCUAAUGGCCCCUCUUGGAGCGCCACAACCAACCACCGUUCAAACCACCUCGCCUCUCUCCAAUAAGGAUCCCAAGGAGCAGAAACAGGAUAGCAUAUUCGGGAACCCGGUCUUUCCUCCUAUGCUCGAUAUGUCGUCGACGCAAGCCCUUUUGCACAUGGUGCGAACGGCGAAUGCGGCACAGAACGCUGCCGAACUCGAGACUUAUCUCAAGGGUGCGAACAAACGUGACGCGGGAGUGACAAGCCCUUUGGAUCUCUCGACUCCAGGAGGAUUUGCACCUCGUAAAAGGCAAAGGACAGAAACGAGGAGAUCAGGGAGCGUAUCUCCGAAACCCAAAGCUACCCCACCUGGUCCGAGCACACCGCCACCCGUCAGAUGUCCCUCCUUAUGCGGUCACAUGCCGUGCGGUGAUGGACAAGCGGUUAAUCGUUGGACCAUCGAGGAUGUCGUCAAUUACGUCUCCUCGAUUGACAUUUGCGCAGAAUACGCUCAGAAUUUCCGAGAGCACCGUAUCGACGGGGCUGCGUUACCGCUACUGUCGGAGGAACACCUGACGGGACCAAUGGGUAUGAAACUGGGACCAGCCUUGAAGCUUCGAGCAAUGCUCGCGCGGAAACUUGGGGCGUGUACUGUCUGUCUUCACUGUGCGCAUUGCCACAAGACGCAGCUACCUAUGCUAAGCACAGCAGCUGCAGCCGCUGUUGUCGUUCAACAGCAACAACAACACCAACAACAACAACAACAACAACAACAACAGCAGCAACAACAACAGCAGCAGCAACAGCAACAACAGCAACAACAGUCGCAGCAACAACAACAACAACAAUUGCAACAGGCACAGGGUAGACGUCCGAGUAGUACGGGUAACUGACAAAUACUGGCGGGGGCUCCCUCUUUCGGCCUUGAAGGAGCGCCUGCCAUUACGAUCGACUCUCCAGAUCCAAACAGAGCCCUCAGGAUAGAAAGGCGUAUUCCACGGCCGAUACGUAAACCAGAAGUUGUCUUCAAAAAGCCAAUUAAACAGUGACACUCGAAGAUACUGUGCUUUCGGUUAAAUGGAAAAAAAGCAAAGAAAAGAAAAAGAAAAAAAGUAAAAGAAAAAGAAAUAAGAAAACACUUUUUACGAAACACCAACGUUUUGAACUAUUAUAGAUUACGUGGUGUCACACCAUGAGUGUCGUGAGUGACGUGUUCGUUCUAUAAGUGGACCUUGCAUUUUUUCAUUCACUUAAUUGACAAAGCUUGUGAGUAUCGUUUCUGAAUUUUCAAAGAUACAUUUCGAUUCUUUCAAUCGGGUUUAUGGUUUGGAUUUUCUAUGUGAUUAUUGAAGAAUAAUUGAUAUUGAAAAGUAUCAACUUACAAUACGAAUUAGAUACGAGAGAACAGAGACUUUAGUCGAUGUUGAUAACCUGUACCUAGUAUAAGAGUACCUAGAAUACUGCUCAGAGAUAUUUUCGGGCAUACGCAUGGAACGACCUUAAUUUAUAUAUAUAUAUAUA
Molecule: messenger RNA, 4235 nt
Organism: Vespa velutina
Lineage: Eukaryota; Metazoa; Arthropoda; Insecta; Hymenoptera; Vespidae
Product: mediator of RNA polymerase II transcription subunit 25-like
Exons: 6
Coding region: 2126-3607 (493 amino acids)
Cellular component (GO): PRC1 complex
Molecular function (GO): protein binding
Source: RefSeq, a predicted model, not a curated record